GUUUGUCAUUGGCAGGCUUGUCUUUGCUGCCUUUUUCCACUUCUUGCAACACUUGCAGAAAACAAAGUCUGAAUCUCAUAUUCCAAACAACAAAUCAUGACGAUGGCUACUAACGGCAUUCAAUUUGACUGCAAUUCAGGUAAUGUUACAUUUUACUUUACCCCAGUCUGCAUACUUUUCUUUGAGUCUAAUUACAUAAACCCUUUCAUUCAUUGUUUUUUAUGGAGAUCCAAAGAAUCAGGAUAAACUAACACAGGGCUUAUUCAAUAAGUCGUGAACUAUUGAAUACAAACCCUUCUGUAACAAACUAUUUAAUUCCCCUACUUUAACCCUUUGUGUCACUAUACCCCACUCCCUCUAGCAUGUAAGCUUAUCGAGCAGGGCCCUCAACCCCCUCUGUUCCUGUACGUCAGUGGUCUGAUCUCAAUUAUGUGUCUGUUAGUCCACCCAUUGUACAGCGCUACGGAAUUUGUCGGCGCUAUAUAAAUAAUAAAAUAAUAAUAAUAAUAAUAGUGAAUUGAAAACUGAAUUGCAAACUUUAAACUAGAAGAAUUGAGCUGGGACUACAGCUGAGUUGGAGAUGCAUUAGUUCUGUAAUUCAGUGGAGUGGAAAUUGACUUACAAAAUUAAGGAAAAAUAGCGGAUUUGUAAAAAUUCUCCAACUCACGUGUUGUUACAGCGUUUCUAUUUUGACAUUUGUAUUUCAAUUCAUUAGAGUUUGGGGUUUAUUGGCUAGCUGAGAUGGAAACAUUUGAACUAUUUGGGUACAUUUUGCAAUUCAGAUUUUAGUUUAGUGCUAAAUAAGUAACACUCUCAGAUUUUGAUCUUUGCAUCCUGUGUAAAAAAUGUUGACAAAGACAUGAAAUCGGAAAAACAAAUCAAGAAUAAUAAUUUGUAUGGCAAGAAAGCUGGAAAGGUCUCUUCUAGAAAUACAUGUGUCACAGUUCAUUUAUUUGAGAUGGUUCGCGAGCGGAAAUUGCACAUUCGCUAUAGUAGUAACAUCUUGUCCAUUCACAAUGCGGGGUUUGCUCACUAAACUGAGUUGUAGUAAAUUGAAAAUUGAAUUGCAAACGUUGAGCUAAAAUAGUCACAAAACCUCCAAAUUGUAGUGAAUUAAACCCAAGAUGGCACAAUUCAGACUGAGUGGGGCUGUAGUGGGGGGUGCUAUUGGACUGUAGUGACAGAUAAUGACUGUAGCAAGGGAAUAGGGGUUAUAGUGGGGGUAUGGCUUUAAAAGUGGGGUUAGGUGCUCUAGUAGGGUAUAAGGGCUGCAAGUGGUGGGAUAGAGGCUGUGGGAGGGAUGUGUAUUAGGGUAGUUAGGAGUAGUAGUAGGAGGGCAGGUGUUGUAGGGGGGACAUGAUAUGACUGUAGAUGGGGAACAGGAGCUGUAAAAGGGGGGCAGGGACUGCAGAAUAAUGAACGUGCUAUAGAGGUGGAAAGGGCUGUAGAGAGAGGGACAGGGGCUCUAGAGGGGGCACAGGGGCUAUAGAGGGAGGUACAGAGGCUGUAGAGGGGGACAGGGGCUGUACAGGUGGGACAGGAGCUGUAGAUUGCAUGGCAGGUGCUGUAGAGGUGGGGCAGGAACUGAAGAGAGAGGGCACGAGCUGUAGAGGGGGCAAAGGGGCUGUAGAGGGAAGGACAGAGGUUGUAGAGGGGGACAGGGGCUGUAGAGGUGGGAUAGGAGCUGUAGAUGGCAUGGCAGGGGCUGUAGAGGGAAGGACAGAGGUUGUAGAGGGGGACAGGGGCUGUAGAGGUGGGAUAGGAGCUGUAGAUGGCAUGGCAGGGGCUGUAGAGGGGAGGACAGAGGUUGUAGAGGGGGACAGGGGCUGUAGAGGUGGGAUAGGAGCUGUAGAUGGCAUGGCAGGGGGCUGUAGAGGGAAGAGGUGGGAGGUUACUGUAGGGAUGGGGGCUGUAGGGUGGGAUAGGAGCUGGAUGGCAUGGCAGGGCUGUAGAGGGAAGGACAGAGGUUGUAGAGGGACAGGGAGGGCUGUAGGGGUGGGAUAGGAGCUGUAGAUGGCAUGGCAGGGGCUGUAGAAGGAAGGAACGAAGGUUGUAGAGGGGACAGGGGCUGUAGAGGUGGGAUAGGAGCUGUGGAGUAGCAUGGCAGGGGGCUGUAGGGGAAGGACAGAGGUUGUAGGGGGACAGGGGCUGUAGAGGGUGGGAUAGGAGCUGUGGAGUGGCAUGGCAGGGGCUGUAGGGGGGGCAGGAGCUGAGAAGAGAGAGUACACACAAGCUGUAGGGGCACAGGAGCUGCUUUAAAAACAAGCAAAAAACCACUUUUUAAAUAAAAAAAUAAAAAACUAAUAAUUAUGAAUGGCACGUUUUAGACCUGUGGCUUUUUAGGGCCCACUUGGAGAUCUAACCCGAGUCAUCAUUCCCUGCGUUCCCUUUUUGCCUCUGCUCUCAUGGCGCCUGGGCGCGGUGUACAUUGUGCACCCACCCACGAUUAAUCCUGUCUACAUUCACAGCCACCGAUAAUGCAAUUAUUAAUUUAUUAUAUUAAAUCUAUAUUUUAAUGCAAAUUUUCUGCAAACCGUUGUUUUAUUUAUUAGUUUGUUUUCCAUGGUUUGCAAUAAUUUUUUUUAAUAGCUGUUUGGAAUGAAAAUAGACUUUUCACAUUAGUAAUUUGAGAAAUGAGAGGUGAGCCAUGGGUGCCUCGGGGCCUUAAAACAUUUCACACAGAACUGGAGACAGACCUGCCAUUGUUACCACAGGAUGUAGAGGUCAUGGUAGUUAAACUGCCCUUUACAGAGUUUAGUUUUUUCUUUUAUUUUCAAGGUUGUGGAAAUUCCCGUCUUUUUUUUUAGAUUCACAACAGAUGGGAUGCAGAAAGGGGAUAUUUUAUUUUCAUUCUGAAGGAGGUCAGGGGAUUGUGGACUCUUUAGCUACAGACUUUCUUUAUAAAGGGACAUCCCCUGGUAUUGUUGGGGGUUCACAGGUCCGGAAGUUGUGGGAAGUCUAAACCCAGAAAUGUUAUGGGAAAUGAAGACCUGAAGCUUGGCCAGCAUCUGGUCUUUUACAAUUAUUUAUGAGACUUUUCAUUGUCAGGUUGCUAUGGAAAACUACAGAAAAUUAUAAUGUUAGCCCUCCUGAAAGGGUAAAUGAUCUCUUUCAGGUCCGAAUGGCCCUAUGCCGAAUGGUGCACAAUCACCUGGUUGCAUAUGUGACCGUUUGGGCUGCACACUAUCUAGUAAAGUCUGGAUUUUGUACUGGUGGCUCCAAAUGAGCUAGAAUUUGGCUGAAAUAUGGCUGAAACCCGGGCAUAGAUGCUUAAAAUCUGGGUCUGUGUUUUGUCUGAAAAAAAUACAAUGUCAGCAAGCGAACAAAUAGUUAAAUAAACUCUCCGCAGCAUGAAGGUUAAGUGAUUUGGCAGCUGACCAAAAACUGCUAACCAGUCUUCACAGUAAAAAGUAAACAAGCAAAAUCCUAUUAUCUUUACAAGUGGUGCUCAGUCUAUGUGUGAAUCCUUUAGUUUCUGUAUAGUUUCUACAGCCUGCAUGCUGGUUUUAAAACUGACACCGAAUACAUCUGGCCAACUGGUGCCGAUUUGGUCAUGAUGACUGAAUUCUAACCAGAAUUUGCUUUAGUAAAUAUCGGAAUGUCCUGUCCGAUGGGAGAUCAUCCAUUUCCAAUGAAUUCAUCCAUUUUUCAGUAUUUAGCGAACAGGUCUGCCUACCUGAACAUGGGGUACAAUAAGGUUCUUCUUGUGGAGCCCCCUAGUUUCUAGAAUAAUCUAGGAUCCUUUAUUAAAUACAAUAUGUGUCUGUACAUGUUAUUACUUGUUUCACAAAAGAAAGCAUAUUCCAUAUUGUAAAGGAAGUCUAGAAGGGCUUGUGACUUAUUAACUGUGAGUGCAAUCAACAUUUGAAAUGUGGUUAAACCAAAAUUUUACUUUACUCCGUAUUCAUUACUCAAAUGAGGCAUCAGUUUUUUUGUUUGUUUUGUUAAGAGACUACUACACAUAGAGCCAAACUAGGAGGCUCUAGCAUUGUGAGUAUAAAUUUAUAUACGUACGGAUAUUAUGACACAACAAUGUGUUUGCAUAUUUUUUUCAGUUGAAGCAUUCCAGACUCCCACGCAUUUGGCACAGUGUGUAGAUUAUAUUAGGUUACACCUAGUUUCUACUUUUUAUUAUAUUAUUUAUCUUUCAAUCUUUUAUUCUAUGGUUUCAUCCCCAAGCUCACUUUUUCUUCAUUCACAACUUCCAGUGUUUUCUCGUUUGCUCUAAUAUUACUGAAGCUCAAGGGGUCAGACUAGACCAGAGUGAGCCUGGACAGGUGACUGAGUAGGGCUAGGCUGUUUAGAUCUUAGUCUGUGUGUAAGGGGAGGCGUCAGUGGGCAUAGGUAGUGGUAAGGUAGAAGGGGUCUGUGGUCAUUUUAGCUUUAGACAAUUUCUCGUUUACGCCAAUAAAACUGAUGCACAGCAGUUAUAACAUUCUGUGAGUUACAGCUUAGCUGAUUUUUCUAUAGUAAAUAGCUUACAACAGAACUUAUUUUAAUUCCCUCAGAAGCAUCUUAUAAAUAAGCUCAACAGUGCUUUACGUAGUUACGUGGGCUCAAUUCGACUGGAUUCACUUCCUGGUCUGUGAAAAGCUCACUGCAGAUGCUACAAGGCCUAUAAUAUUUGUUGUAUUUAACUUAUAUUUUUGCUUAAAUAUUUUUAAUGCAUUCAAAUAAAAUAAUGGUUGAACUACAGCCUGCAGUGUUUUUUAAAGUGUUGUGAAGCACAGAGAAUAGAGAAGAAUAUAGAAAAAUUAAAGAAAUUUAAGUAUAAAUCUUACAUGUCAGAGAUUUGGCAAACAGUUUUCACACAGAUCUAGGAAUUUGGAAUGUACUUACUUUAAACCUUUAUACAUGUAUUUGAAUCAGAAUCAUUCUCUCCAUUGUAUGGAUCCAGUGGAUCAAUUUAGAAUUUAAAGAACUUUUCUUACAAGGCAAAAUAUGUUUAAGUUCAAGCAUUUUUAAAAGUGAACCUGUCCUGACGGGUUCACUUUAAAGGGACACUAUAGUCACCAGAACAACUACAGCUUAAUGUAGUUGUUCUGGUUAGUAUAGUCAGUCCCUGCAGGCCACUAGAGGUUCAGUGUUUCCACACUCUGCAUGGAGACGCUGAACUUUCCCAUGGAGAUGGAUUUAUUCAAUGCAUCUUUAUCAGGAGGUGCUGAUUGCCCACGCCAGCAUUUGGCCCUGCCCCUGUCCCGCCUCCUUGACGAUCUCAGCCAAUCCAAUGAUUUUCCUAUGGGAUCAAUUCUGAUGUCAGUCAAGGAGGCGAAUCGGGGGCAGGGCCAGCACCAGUGCUGAAAAUAAGUUAAGUGUUAUUACCUUUUAAGCAACCUAAGUAAAGGAACAUAAAGGAACACUAUAGGGACAGGGACACAAAGUGUAUUCCUGACUAGACAUGUGCGAUUCGCAAUUCGGACAUUUGGAUGCUUCAGAAUGUCUGAAUUGCCGAAUUUCAGAAGUGCCGAAUUUCGCAAGUGCCAAAGUGCUUCAGAUUUUGAAAAGUUGCAAAACAGGAGAAGGAGGGAAAAUUAUGGGAAUGAUGACAGGAAUCUAACCCAACCCCUGACCCCUAACUCUAACCUUACCCCUAACAGUAUCCCUAACCCUACCUCUAAAGACUAUUUAAAAGAAGAAAAACUACCACAACAAGAGGACAUAGUCUUAAAUUAGAGGGGCAAAGGUUUAAAAAUAAUAUCAGGAAGUAUUACUUUACUGAGAGGGUAGUGGAUGCAUUGAAUGGCCUUCCAGCUAAAGUGGUAGAGGUUAACACAGUAAAGGAGUUUAACCCCUUAAGGACACAUGACAUGUGUGACAUGUCAUGAUUCCCUUUUAUUCCAGAAGUUUGGUCCUUAAGGGGUUAAGCAUGCAUGGGAUAGACAUAAGGCUAUCCUAACUAUGAGAUAAGGCCAGGGACUAAUGAAAGUAUUUAGAAAAUUGGGCAGACUAGAUGGGCCGAAAGGUUCUUAUGUGCCGUCACAUUCUAUGUUUCUAUGUAUUUAUGGGUACUCUAUGGGUUGUGGACAAUUGUAAUUAGUAAUAAUGGCAUACAUUACAUACAAUAUAUGUAUUAUGAAGGCUGGAAAGCUGAGAAAAGCUGACAGUUUUUGGCAUGGUGGCAAAUAUGGUUUAUAUACAUCAUAUAUCCAUACAACAUCUAUCAAAUAUGACCUUCUCCUGCAUUUAGUAUUAAAAGAACACUAUAGUGCCAGGAAAACAAACUUGUUUUCCUGGCACUAUGUAGUCCUUAGGUCCCUCCCACCCUCAUGGCCCCCCUCCCGCUGAACUGAAGGGGUUAAAACCCCUUCAGCCACUUACCUUUAUCUAGCGCCAGGCUCCCUUGGCACUGGUGACCUCUCCUCCCCCUCCGACGUUGGCUCCUGAGUGGAGCCGAAUGCGCAUGCGCGGCCAGAGCCGCGCGCACAUUAAAAUUGCCCAUAGGAAAGCAUUACUCAAUGUUUUCCUAUGGACAUCAGUGUCUUCUUACAGUGAGAAUCACAGUGACAAUCACAGAAGCGGCCUAUAAUGGCUGUCAGUGUGACAGCCACUAGAGGCUGAAUUAACCCAGCAGUGUAAACAUAGCAGUUUCUGUGAAACUGCUAUGUUUUCAGCUGCAGGGUUAAAACUAAAGGGACCUGGCACCCAGACCACUUCAUUGAGCUGAAGUGGUCUGGGUGCCUAUACUGGUCCUUUAAGAAGGUUCAGUGAGGUCACCGCACAACACCUCUGAUAGUUAGUGGUCCCUGCCUCCUUGCUGGCCUUCACUUGCCUGGAACCCUAGCAACUUGCAUUCAACUUGAUAUUCAAAAAAUGUACAAUCCACAAUAUAGUUUUUGCAAUUUGACUAUACUAAGCUCUAUCUUGGUUGUACCUUUUUCGUUUUUAAAAAAAAAAAUGUUUUAUUGAGAUUAUACAAAGUAAUAAAAAAAUACAAGUUUUGUAGUUGUUUGUUACAUUGUCUGUUUCUUUUUCAUAGAAGUGUAUUACCUCCUGCCUGGUGUAAAAAAUGGGAUUCUUUGCUUUGUCAGUACGUAUCAAUACUUAUAAGGUCUCUGAUUUUACAAUGCACUAAAGAAUUGUAUCAGAUUAUGGCCUCAAUUUAAUAUUUAUUGAUAGGAUUUUGCAAUGGUUUAAUAUUUGGAUUCUGAAUUGAAUAAAACAAAUUAUUCAGUUGACAAACACAUAUUUGAAACAUUUACCUUUUCCUCUCUUUUUUAAAAUAAAACCCACAACCAGUUUGAAUAGUGCAAACAUAAAUUUUUACUGCAAAAAAAUAUUCUUGUAAAUAACUGUAAAAAAUGUCAAAUUUCCCCAGAGACCACUUUUUAAUAUAAUUUCAGAAAAGAGUGCAACCCAUACCAACUAUACAAAAAAAUCUGGACUGGAUUUAUAGCAUGAGUACCCGUAGACAGAGUUUUCUAGUGCCAAACCUCUCCGAACUCAAGAAUAAAAAAAACAAACCUGACCCAUACAGACUGACACACUGACCCAUACAGACUGACACACUGACCCAUGCAGACAGACACACUGACCCAUGCAGACAGACACACUGACUGAUACAGACAGACACACUGACCCAUAUAGACUGACACACUGACCCAUACAGACAGACACACUGACCCAUACAGGCAGACACACUGACCCAUACAGACAGUGACACUGACCCAUACAGACAGUGACACUGACCCAUACAGACUUUUUAGGAAGAGCAGGCACCUGUUUACCUUGAUGGCAAGCGCCUGCUCUAGCGAGAAAUACUGGAGGAGAGGGGGACAGGAGGCAGGCCGCGACAAUGUGGGUUGCGAGGGAGGCUGUUCUCGCAGCUUUCCACUACUCCCUCACGCGCCCUCUUUCAUGCCGGGAGUCGGAAUAUGACAUUAUUCCGGCCCCGGCAUACUAAACAGCACACUGGAGGAGUGAGAAGCGGCACCACACUGGACCCCAAUUAAAUUAAAUUGUGUGAGUCUGUGUGUAAGUGAGUGUGUGUUUGACUGUCAGUGAGUGAGUGUAUGUCUGUGUGUGUGUGUCAGUGAGUGAGUGUAUGUCUGUCAGUGAGUGUGUAUCUGUCUGUCAGUGAGUGUGUGUCUUUGUGUGUCUGUCAGUAAGUGUAUGUCUGUGAGUGUUUGUGUCUGUCAGUGACUGAGUAUGUGUCUGAAAGUGAGUGUGUGUUUGUCAGUGAGUAUGUCUGUCAGUGAGUUUCUGUCAGUGAGUGUGUCUGUCAGUGUGUGUGCUCGUCUGUGCUAGUCUUAUAAAUUAAAUUCACCAAAUGCAUUGAAUACAUAAUUUAUCACAGAGAUACAUUAUGUAUUCAAUGUACAAUAUAUGUAUUAGGUAGUAUGUGUGUAUGGAUGCAUGCUUUAGGCAGUAUGUGUGUAUGGAUGUAGGUAUUAGGCAGUAUGUGUGUAUGGAUGUGCGCAAUGCGCAUUAAGCAGUAUGUGUAUAUGGAUUACGCAAUAAGCAGUAUGUGUGUAUGGAUUUACGCAUUAAGCAGUAUGUGUGUAUGGAUGCACGCAGGGCCGCCACCAGAAAUUUUGGGGCCACUAACUCAGCUCAGGGUCUGGUCCCCUUGGGGCCUGCCUCCAAAUACCGCCCACAGGGUCCGCCUUCAAAUACCGCCCACAGGAAUACACACAGACACAAACACACACACUGAUACAAAAGGACACAGAUACAUACUAACAGACACACAUACUGAAACAGACAUAGACGCAUACAGGCAUACAUACUGACACACACAUACUGAGACAUACACACAUAUAGAGACACACAGGCAUACAUAGUGACAGACAGACACAUACUAACAUACAUACAGACACACAUACAUGACGACAUAAAGACAUAUACAUACAUACACACUGACAUACAUACAGACACCAACAUACAUACACACAUACAUACACACAUACAGACACUGACAUCCAUACACACAUACAUUAAUAAUGGCAUACAGACAUUCACAGACAUACAUUCAUAAUGGCAUGCAUACAUACAUACAUACAGACUGACAAACAUGCAUAUAUACAGACAUACUGACAGACAGACAUACAUACUGACAUACAUGCAUACAGACAUCCACACACACAUACACACAGACAUACGUUCAUAAUGAUAUGCAGACAUACAUUCAUACAGACAUACAUAUAUACAUACAUAAUGACAUACAGACAUACAAUGAUACUGGCAUACAUACAUACAUGCAAACAUACAUUCAUAUAUACAUACAUACAGACAGACAUACAUGCAUACAUAUAUACAUACAUACUGACAGACAUACAGACAUACAUUGAUACUUGCAUACAUACAUACAGACAUAUACAUACAUACUGACAGACAUAUACACAUACAGACAUACUGACAGACAUACAUAAUGACAUACAUUGAUACAUGCAUACAUACAUACAGACAUACAUUCAUAAUGACAUACAGACAUACAUAUAUACAUAUAUAGACAUACAUACAUACAUAGACAUACAUAAAUAGACAUGCAUGCACGCACAUAGACAUACAUGCAUACAGACAUACAUACAGACAUACAUACAAACACACAGCUCAUUUUCCAGCCACCCUCCUGUUUCUUACCUUUUCUUUGCAGGAGGGUGGCUGGGGCUGUGUGGCUCUCCCUCACUGCCGGGUGCAUGCUCGUCCCACGCGGAGUGAGCUAGAAGGAAGUUACCACUUCCUCCCAGCAGCACUUGCUGCGGCUGCUUUUUUUUUGUUUUUAUUUUUUAAAGGGGCCCGGUCGCGCUAUACCAUGGCCACAGCGCUGACCGGGCCCAUGAAGAUAUAGUGCCCAUCGGGUGGCCCUAAGUGCAUGGGCCACCCAAUGGGCCUCAUCAGCGUUAUGGUUGUCACCCCCUGAUGGCGGCCCUGGAUGCAUGUAUUACGCAGCAUGUGUGUAUGAAUGUAGGUAUUAGGCAGUAUGUGUGUAUGAAUGUCGGUAUUAAGCAGUAUGUAUGUAAGGAUGCAUGUAUUAGGCAGUAUGUGUGUAUGGAUGUAGGUAUUAAGCAGUAUGUGUGUAAGGAUGCAUGUUUUAGGCAGUAUGUGUGUAUGGAUGUAGGUAUUAAGCAGUAUGUGUGUAAGGAUGCAUGUAUUAGGCAGUAUGUGUGUAUGAAUGGAUGUAUUCGGCAGUGUGUGUUUAUGGAUGUACACAUUAAGCAGUGUGUGUUUAUGGAUGUACACAUUAAGCAGUGUGUGUUUAUGGAUGUACACAUUAAGCAGUGUGUGUUUAUGGAUGUACACAUUAAGCAGUGUGUGUUUAUGGAUGUACACAUUAAGCAGUGUGUGUUUAUGGAUGUACACAUUAAGCAGUGUGUGUUAAUGGAUGGAUGUAUUAGGCAGUGUGUGUGGAUGUAGGUAUUAAGCAGUAUGUGUGUAUGGAUGUACGCAUUAGGCAGUAUGUGUAUAUUUUGCAACUAUUAACUAAAAUAAUAUUCAUGACUAAAUGUCAUACGUGUUCUGAUUUUAGGAUGUUUGAUGGCUCUCAUUAACGUUUGUUUUUAUCGGUUGUGAUUACAGAAUCUGAAUUACAGUGUGAUUCUUGGGCAAAGUCGAAAAACACUGUGCAAGCCGUUAUCUUAAACUAUUUCAAAGAGGCUCUUGAAGCUCACCCUGAAGAUUUCAGUGGAGAUGUAGCCACAUUUAAGAAAGAGUAUGACAAAGGUAAAUAAAACAAGAAUUGUCUAUUUGCCUGUUAAAGUUAUAGUUCCAGGCUGGCGUAAAAGGAAUACUCCAAGCACCAGAAUCGCAAUAGCUCAACUAUAUUGGUGUCAUGAAGAACCAAUUCAGUAGAGCAUGUUGAAAUCCUCCAAGGCAGCCGCUAGUAACUGAAUGUUAUCUGAUUUUCUCUGCCCCCCACCUAGGUAGCAUGGUAUGGUCCACUCACAGGCCAAUGAAUAGGCCAGUCGAUGAGUUGCAUGUAGGCAGAUGUGAUGUCUGCCAUCACAUGUUUGGAUUCACAAUGUUGUCUAACUAAAAGUAAAAAAAAACUGAUGGAACUCUGGGUCAAGGCUCUGCAACAUAUAAAGUGACUCAAUCAAUGGAAGAUACCCCUGCCAAUGACAUUACUUUUUUCUUGUAAAUGAAUCCCAGUAUUGUAACAAGAUAUUCGGAAUAUCAUUCACAUGAAUAGCUAAGGAACGAAUUCUCCCUACCUUGCCUCUCUCUUUCUUAACCACACGCAGAUCAUGCCUUUCCAAUCCUUCAGACUUUCUCCCCAGCUACUGAACAAGAAGUGGAUGCGCUUCUCCUUUCCUCUUGCCCCACCACUUGCCCACUUGAUCCAGUCCCAUCACCUUAUCAGGUCUCUCUCCCCUUGUCUUGUGCCUUCCUAACACACAUCUUCAACUGCUCUCUCUCUUCUGGCGUUGUCCCUACUGACCUUAAACAUGCCACUGUUGUACCCAUCCUGAAAAAAAACAGCUCUUGAGCCGUCCUCCCCCUCCUUCAAUCGUCCCAUCUCCCUGCUGUCUUUUUCCUCAAAGCUUCUGGAAACACUUGUCUUUACCUGUAUGUCUCAUUUCCCCAAUUCCAACUCUCUCCUUGACCCUCUUCAAAUUGGCUUCCACACCCUCCACUCUACUGAGACUGCUCUGAAAAAAACCCAGCUCUUGAGCCGUCCUCCCCCUCCUUCUAUCGUACCAUCUCCCUGCUCCCUUUUUCCUCAAAGCUUCUGGAAAGACUUGUCAUUACCCAUAUGUCUCAUUUCCUCAAUUCUAACUCUCUCCUUGACCCUCUUCAAUUUGGCUUCAGCGCCCUCCACUCUACUGAGACUGCUCUUAUGAAAGUUAUUAACAACCUAAUCGCAGCUAAAUCUAAAGGCCCCUAUUCAAUUCUAAUUCUUCUUGACCUCUCUGCUGCUGUCUUGCAAUGUGUCACUGCUUGCCUUUCUUUAUUUUAUCUACUGAUCCUCCUCUUUCGCUCUCCCUUCAAGUUAGUGGUAUCCACAUUAGUCUAUCCUUGCAAGUGCGCUGUCUUGGCGUUAUACUUGAUUCUGGCUUCACCUGUGAGCCUCAUAUCCAGUAUGUUACCAAAUCCAGUAGAUUUGGCACCCAUCCCUGUCUUAUGCAAGAUGCUACUGAGGAGAUUGUCCAUGCUCUAGCAUGGAUUGACCAUUUCUUGCAUGGAUUGUAACCCUCUCCUAAUUGGUCUUCUCAAAAGCUGUAUUGCCCCGCUACAGUCUGUAAUGAAUGCUGCCGCCAGACUGAUUUUCCUCUCCAGUCAGUCCUCUCACACCGCAACCCUCUGUCAGUCCUUACAUUGGCUUCAUAUAUCCUACAGGAGUCAAUUGAAAGUACUAAUCCAUACAUAUAAAGCAUUGAACAAUUCUGGCACCUCUUAUAUCUCCUCACAGAUCUAUAGGUAUGCCCCUUCUCUGUCUCUCCGCUCUGCCCAUGACCUUGCCCCGUUUGGCCAACUCAUGGACUUCUCGCGGUCGGCUCUCUUCCUAUGGAAUAGCCUGUCUACCACCAUCAGACUCUCCUCUAGUCUUCAAUUGUUUAAGAACUGCCUUAAAACCCAUCUAUUUAUGAAAGCUUAUGGUCCCCUCGGAGUAACCCCAACCUCACAUACCUGUCUCUGGAUUUCUCCUAAAUGGCAGCACUCUACGCUCUCCUCAAGCUCUGCUUCUCUCCCACCAUAUAUGAAUGCUAGCUCCUGUCCUAUUGUAUUUCAUACCCCACCUCCUAUAGCAGGGGUAGGCAACCUACGGCACUAGUGCCAUGCACGGCACUCGAUGUGUCUUUGCACGGCACUCAAGGCUGCUAGAGCCAAACGCACUCUGGCCUAUCAGGAGUCCCAGUAAGGCUUCAGAUAUCUGCUAAUACGAAGAGGUGGUGAAGGAAAAACCUCAAUUUAUGCAUUGCAGCACAUAGAGGAAGUGAUCUCAGAUCACUUCCUCCCAGCACUUGUGAAUGGGAAUGGGAAUCCACACAGUAGUAGAGCAGCCCUCGACAGCUAUCGCAGCUCCUGUCCUUGACCUGUGCCUGGCCAGCCUGGUCCCCACUGGAACCCAGGGAACCCACCCACACUGCUAGAUAUACACAGAAAUGUAGAAUAACCCUCCCCUCAUACAAAUAAUAUGAACAGCCCACACACACACAACACACAACACACAAUCCCCACAAACACAACUCCACUAACAAUAUACAUACAUGCACACAACUCCACAUGCGGCCUCUCACAUGCAAUACCCCAAACAGCCCCCACACACUACCAAACACAUAAUGUGACAUAUCCAUCCACACACAAUUCCACAAGCAGCCCUCAUACACAGCCCACAUUCAUAUAUAUCAUACACGAUACCAUAAACUGCUAAUGAACAUAUACAAUAUAAUAGCUCAUAUACGCACAAAUACAACGUAAUCUCAUAUACAAAGCAAUUACAGUAAAAAUAACACAAGCAGAAUACGGCAGCAUACACACCUCAAUUUAAAAAAAUAGGAUCGGCACGCUACGGGACAUCACAAUCCCAUAUCGGCACAGUGCUGCUAAAAGGUUCCCUACCCCUGUCCUAUAGACUGUAAGCUUGUUUGAGCAGGGCCCUCUUCAACCUAUCGUUCCUGUAAGUGUUUUGUAAUUGUCCUAUUUAUAGUUAAAUCGCUCCCUUCUUUUAAUAUUGUAAAGCGCUACGGAAUCUGUUGGUGCUAUAUAAAUGCCAAUAAUAAUAACAAUUAGAUCUGUUUUUUUAAUAUUUAUUAUCCUAUGGUACAUACUGAGACAUGUACAUUUCUAUUAUAUGUUUCAAGAUGUUUAAUUAAUCCUGUGAAUUUUUUUUAAACAUUUAUUUACUAAAGAAUUUAUUCCAUUUUAAUGUUGUUAAAUAUAGAUUUUGCACAUUUUUUUUUAAUAGGUGAUACAUUGAGAGAUUCCAAUUGUUAGCUUGUCUUUUUCCCUUUACACUGAAACGAGACAGGUGUAAGUUUUAAUAAAAAGGUGACAAGCAUGUAAAGGAGCCCAUAAUUAUUAUAUUAUAUUAUUUUUCUCUGUUAUUGUAUUUUUAAUCUAUUGGUAUGUAAUCUCAUAUAGUCAUAUUUUACUACAAUUUAAGAUUAGUGACACUUGUUGAUGUUGUACAUUAACUGUAUUUCCUAGAUUGCAAAUAAAUAGCUAAAAAAAAAAGCUUGUUUCCCUGCAGAUCGAGCGUGUUUUAAACUGCUAAUUUACAGAGAUACAUUGUGUAAAGGAUUUUCAGUGGCAUUUACCAUCACAAUUCUAAACAAGACGUACUACUUAUCCUGCAUAAACACGAAAGAGCUUCGCUUCAAGGUAAUACAAUUCUACACUAGCACAACUAUCAAUUUAACCAGUUCAAAUCUUAGCAAGGAAAGGAAAGGGAUUUAGGGGUGAUUAUUUCAGAUGACUUAAAGGUAGGCAGACAAUGUAAUAGAGCAACAGGAAAUGCUAGCAGAAUUCUUGGUUGUAUAGGUAGAGGUAUUAGCAGUAGAAAGAGGGAAGUGCUCAUGCCAUUAUACAGAACACUGGUGUGACCUCACUUGGAGUAUUGCACACAGUACUGGAGACCGUAUCUUCAGAAUUACAUUGAUAGGGCUACUAAACUGGUUCAUGUAUUGCAGAAACUUACCAGGAAAGGUUAAAGGAACUUAACAUGUAUAGCUUGGAGGAAAGACAAGACGGGGGGGAUAUGAUAGAAAUAUUUAAAUACCUAAAGGGAAUCAACACAGUAAAGGAGGAGACUAUAUUUAAAAGAAGAAAACAACAAGAGGACAUAGUCUUAAAUUAGAGGGACAAAGGUUUAAAAAUAAUAUCAGGAAGUAUUACUUUACCGAGAGGAUAGUGGAUGCAUGGAAUAGCCUUCCAGCUGAAGUGGUAGAUGUUAACACAGUAAAGGAUUUUAAGCAUGCGUGGGAUAGGCAUAAGGCUCUCCUUACUAUAAGAUAAGGCCAGGGACUAAUGAAAGUAUUUAGAAAAUUGGGCAGACUAGAUGGGCCGAAUGGUUCUUAUCUCCCUUCACAUUCUAUCUUUCUAUGUUUCUAAGAAAGCAGAAGAUGGUACCUUGUACUUAAUUUCAAUGGAAACCUUCCCUCAUUCUCUCUAUACGUUGUGUGCUAAUAUAUAGAUACCGCAACUAAAGGCUUUCAAAAUUACAUUGUUCCCAUGUCAGUCAUACUAACAGCAUCGUCUUUGUGCCAAUGUUUGUUGGCAAGAGAACAUCCCUACAGGCUAUUAUCUUGCCUGGCAUCAAUGUUUAUAAGACACAUGCAAUACAAGCACAUAUUUUUUUUCCCCAUGAAUAAGCUGGAAACAUGUAAGGGAGAUCGGCAGGACACAUGACGUGCUAUUUGGGCUGAUGUGCUGGCAAAGAAAUCAGCACAUCACCAUCAUCAGACGGGCUGUACCAGACAUUUGUAAAGAGUUUUAAUGUUUCCCAAAGAGGGGCUGAUGAAUGAGAGAAGGUUUCUGCCCACGAACAGGGACUAAUAUUCGUGGCUCAGGAGAUGAAUAUAGUGAAUAGAUGAUAUUGACACAUAGCAGGAAUGUGAAAAAAACAACAACUUUAUUUGGAUACUAGACAUGCAAAUAAACAGGCAAAAGCAAAAAAAAUAAAAAUAAACGACAGGAUCAAUGUAAUGAUAGUUUCCAUAAAACUACUAGUGAUUAGGUAUCCCUGCAUUACAGACUUUAUUCCCCACUUCACUCGUGCGUACUGAGAUCUGGAUAGGGUAUUGUGAUGUGAAGAUAAAAGGAAACACAAAUCUAUAUAUAAAGACAGACAGACACAGAUAGAUAGAGAGAAAGAUAUAAAGACAGGAGGAGGGACAGACGGACAUGUGGACAGACGAGUGACUGGAUAGACAGACAGACGGAAGGACAGGCAGACGGGUGGAUGAACAGAGGAAUGGGUGGACAAACACACAGGUAGAUGGAGCAAGUAUGAAAGGUAGAUGGACAGACAGACAGAUGGAUAGACAGACAGAUUACACCUAAACAAUGAGCUGCUAUAUAAUUUAGAGACAUCUACAUACUAAUAAACACAUAUUGCUUCUUUUAUCUUUCUUCAAUUUCAGGAAGGAGACCCACCCCAAAAAAUUGAUGGGAGCACAAGUGAUGUCAUCUUCUACCAGAAAAACGCUUCUAAAGGAGAUCCAAGUAGCUUUGUGUUUGAGUCUGCAUUAGGCCAAGGAUACUUCCUUGCUUUCAAGAACGAAGAUGGUAAACACAAGCUGACACUGAAAAGACCUGAAGAUCAAGUAGAUGAAAGAACACAUUUUCGGACUGUGUCUAAAAAGAGUUGAUCAUAAAUCUAUAGUUAUGGGUGGUACUCAGCAUACGUCAGACAAGGAAUCGUGGGUUUGACUGCAAGGCCUAUUUGCUAAUGGGCACUAUUAACAUUUUAUCACAUUGAAUUGCAUCUCCAAGCAGCCCAAUAACAAAGACUCUAUAGGCAUUUGGCAAUUGUUUUUUAUGGAGGAUCUGUUUCUUAAAGCCAGAACUGGAUCUUGCUAGGACUUCUUUGAUGCAAGCAUUUCCCACCACGUUACAUUUUAUUCAAACUAAUUAAAAACCCUCCAAGUAUCAUAUCCGCUAUUUUUCUUCAAUAACACCUGUGACGAAGUGCCCUUCGCCACUUCUGCCUGGAGAGGCUUAAUUGCCAGCCUCCUGCCAUGUGACUAUGGUCCCUGGGAGACUUUGCCAGUUAAAAAGACUACUUGGGCUUAUUGGCUUUUAAAAGACUGUUUCUGCCCUUUGAUUCCAUGGGAGCAUGUGUCUCUUCCCCUCCCCCUCUUAUACCUAUACCAUUGUUCUCCAGCAGGGCAUUGUCCCAGGGACACUGCCAAACCAGUUGAAGCAAGCUGUUUUGUCACAAAUAGGACUUUUACCUAACUUUUGAACUACUGGAGGGAAUUGUAUGAUUUUUGGCUAUGUUUAUAAUUAAAGUGUGCUGAGUUCGAAUAUGUGGCAUGUAUAUGUGGCAUGUUUGUGGCAUGUAUAUUUUGGAAGUUAUUAAUAUGUUGCAUAAAGUGUAUUUGUCCUGCCUGUGAUAAAUCACAUUAACCCAUUGUGUUCAGUAAUUAUAUCACAGGCAGAGGGGAGGGAUUGUUUGUUGGUGCUGGGUGUGUUUUACGGUUUGCCCCUAAAGGAUUGGUUGUACUGUGUCCCACCCUGUGGGAUGUCCCCUUGCAUGGGGACUUGCAUAAAAGCCAGUGUGUGGUCAUUAAAAUCAGAUCAUCUUGUACCUUUCUUGAAACCUUGGCUCAUGUUUGGGGGAAGGGAUACCUACACUCUGGGGAUUGCUAUAAUCACU
Molecule: messenger RNA, 17260 nt
Organism: Pelobates cultripes (western spadefoot toad)
Lineage: Eukaryota; Metazoa; Chordata; Amphibia; Anura; Pelobatidae
Source: the annotation of a GenBank genome assembly